GCACAUCCUGAAGUAGCUCAGCCUUCGAGCAAGGGAAAAUGCCACCUGAUUCGAAAGAUCUGCCCUCUUCAAAGGACAAGUCUCCUUCGGUUCAUAGAUUACAUGCUACAGAUCUAGACAGAAUGAAGGGGAUUUAUCUUGGAGAAGAAGAGCUUAGGGGCUUUGACAAAUAUAAGGUAACUCCCUUUUGAUGCAGGCUUGUUGAUCGACAGUUAUCGUAAAUCUGUUGCAAUCACAUAACUUUUUGAUCUCUCUUUAAUUUAGUACAAAUCAGAAGAUACUUCGCCUCUUUCAAACUACAUAACUCAUCCAUUUUGGAAUUUCGUCGUUGAGGUAGGCAUUGGAUUGUGGACAAUGUGUUAUUCCGUAGGGUUUUUGUUCGAGCAAGCAUGAAAAUUCAGUUCUCUUAUUUCACGCCGGUAAUAAACAAUGACAAAUCAAUUGGUUUUUAGAGCUCAAGGUUAGUAAUGGUUUUUUCAUAAGGAAUUAGUGACCUCAGAUGGUGGAAAUAAAAAAAAGACAAGUCAAUAUUGUUGAAAGCAAAUGAUGGCAUUCAUGCUAAUCUUUGUCAUGGGGGGGAGUGGCAUGUUUGCAUAGUUAAUCCUUAGGGGGGCUGGUCAGGGAUGUUUGCUAACCUGUCAGCUGCUUCUAAAUCUUGGGAUUGUUUAUUAAACAAAUGGUUAUCUUUUUUGAACUUGGUAAUUUCUUUUUCAGUUAUCUGGGAAAUGAUCUCCUUUGCUCAGUUGAAGUUUACUUCUAAUUGGCAGACAUUUUGAAGGCAUAAUAAAAUAUUUUAGAUCAUAUUCCCAAAAAUAUAAAACUGCAGUAAAUUUUUGAAACUGGCAUUUCCAAUAGAGACCUUGAGUUGAUGCUGAAAUUUUCAAGUAUAACUAGACAACUUCUCACAUAUGAUAUUUGAGUAUUUUACACUGUGUCAAUAUUCCUUACAUGAAUUACGAUCAUUCUUGCCAUUUGUCAACUUGUCUAUAGACAACUCACCCACAGGUUAAGUAAAUGUGCCCACAUCCUUGGUCAACUCAUUUGCUUUUCUUGACAACUUGCCCACCUCUUAGAGUUUAGAUAUAAAAAAUGGCAAAAGACUUGUGUCAAACAUUGAUCAUCAUAUCUGAAAUCUUUAAGUGGCCAUAUUGAAAGAAGACUUGGGCAAGGUAGACAGGAAGGUGGGCGAGACUGACAUUUGAACAAGCUGAUUUUGAAAUCUGAGCAAAACUUUUGAUGAUAACACAUGCAUGAUACACUGAGUGUGAAAGGAUUGUUUAGGUAAAGUCAGUUAGUCUCUUGUUGAAUAUUAAAGACUGGCAAUGCAAGAGAAUGACUGAUGUCAAAUGAUGUAGUUUCAAUGCUAUAUGCCCACAGAACAGUUAAAUUUCUCACUAGAUUGCUAUCUUGUCAAUUAUAAUCUCUACAAAAGGAAACAUUUUUCUGGACUCCCCUUCAUAAUUGUGACAAAAACUGUAGACAGUACAUAAUCAGAAUUUGUUACUAUGUUAUCAUAAAUGAGGUGACUGUGGUUUUUUUCUGUUUUGUCUCAGUUUUUUCCCAGAUGGCUUGCACCCAAUGUGCUCACCUUCAGUGGCUGGUUGUCCCUGUUCAUGAUCUAUGCUGUUACGUGUUAUUACGACCCCCACUUUACAGCAGCAGGUGAAAAGGACAAGAGUAAACAAAUUCCAUCAAUAUGGUGGCUUGUCUUUGCUGUGUUAAACUUUGCAGCUCACACCCUUGAUGGUUGUGAUGGCAAACAGGCUCGAAGAACAAGCAGCAGGUGAAUUUAAAAAAAUUUAUAAAACAAAUACAAAUAGAGAACCUACAUCAAACAAGAAAAUUGACUUUUGUUUAGAUUCUUGAGGAGAUAAUUUUUAAAUCUUUGAGGAUUUCAAGAUAAUAUUGAUAGACCUUUCACAAUGUUCUAAAUAUCACUGUGGAGUUUUCCAAAAUCAACUGGUACAAGUUUUUUUAAAAAUUUUUUGUAUAUAAGAAAUGUGUGAUUUUCUUCUGGUAUGUCUAUUUCAGGGCAGUUAUUUGAUUAUUGUGCAGCUAUAGAUCCAUAAUUGUAUCAUCAAUCUUCUUCUAUUCAUUUUCAGCUCUCCACUGGGCGAAUUGUUUGACCACGGUCUGGACAGUUCAGCAGCAUUUCUUAUUCCUAUAAGUUUGUUUUCACUCUUUGGUCAUGGCCCUCACAGUGUUACAUUGUGGGAACUUUAUCAACUGAUGUUGGCCUGUUUGCUGGGAUUUUACCUGGCUCAUUGGGAAAAAUACAACACUGGGACAUUGUUCUUGCCAUGGACUUAUGAUGCCAGUCAAAUAGUGAGUUUUUUUUACCGUGCUGUGGGCUUUAAGUUAGAGUCAACUGGGUGUCAGCUAUGAGGUAAUUAUUUCUAUGCCACACCCCACAUAGCAAGUUGUUGGUGACAGAAAGCGGGAGGGGGAAAUGCACUCAUAAGUUUUUUUCAAUGAAAGCCAUAAUUAAGUUUAUUUUUAACAGGUUGACAGUUGUUAUGUAAAAUAGUCAUUGAACAGCAGACAACAUUGGACUUCAGAGAUAACUGAAAACUAAUAACUAAAUUUAUUUUGACUUCUUGUAGGCAAUUUCAUUUGUGUACCUCCUAACAUUUUAUUUUGGAGUAGACAUGUGGAAAUUUCAAAUAAUAGAAGGUUUUCCUCUAUGCUUCGUAUUCCGUUUCACAGUUUAUGGUAUGUAUUUGUCCAUAACAUUAUAAUUGAUAGUAGCACAUUACAGGUAGAAUCAUGCCUCAGGUUUUAAAAGGAGCCUUUGAAGUAGACCUUUAGCACUGAUGAGAUACAUGAACUGAAUAAAAUACUUGUUUAUAGUAUACAAAAUAAGUGGUUUGCAAAAUUUUUAUGGCAUGUUCACUUCUGAAUCUGUAUUUUCCCCUCCACUUCCUCAUUGAAGCUAACAACAGUCAAUUCCUUUUAGUUGCAUGACCCUAUAUUUCUUUUGAUGUUAUUGUUACUGACUCCUGUUAUCAUGCAUGGAGGUACUUUGAAAGAUUUUUUUUCAACUAGUCUGAAGUGAUUUAUUAUAUAGGGUUGUAAAAGAGAUUCUUUUUUUGUGGGGGGUUUCUUACUGGUAAUGGGGGUUUACCUGUUUUGUUGUUGUUGUUGUUUUUUAAUUAAUUUUGAGUAUCACUUUUCCCUGGAAAAUAAAGGGUCGAAAGCACCCUAGAACAAACCUCUUUUACGCCAGUUGUAAUUUUUUUUAAAGUCUGGGCAACAGACAGGAACUAAAUAUGAGUUAUUUAUUGGUCUUCCAGGAUCAUCAAUUGUACUCACUCUGGCAAUGACAUUGUACAAUAUGUACCAGUAAGUACAUUUUUAAUGUUGGAGCAGUUCUUGAUCAUGUGAUGUAAAACCAAUCCCAAAGUCAUCAUAAUUGCUCAUUGGAAAAAAGGGACAUCUGAGUCAAUCUUUUUAAGUCUCACUUGUUGAUCUUUCCUGUGCUUCUGAGUUGGGCUAGAUUGUGAAUCCCUUAGCUUACCAUGUUUUUCUUUCCAUAGGGCUCGUGUUUCUAAGACAGACCGAGGUUUUUCAUUAUUUGAAGGACUUCUCCCUCUGUUGUCAUUCUUUCUGAUGAUUUUCCUCUUCUACACAUGGGCCAUUCUUUCUCCUGCCAACAUCCUUGAAAUCCAACCACGUCUAUUUUUUACAGCUACUGGAAUUGUGUUCUCUAAUGUGACGGUAAGGUGCUUCACAUGUAGUGGUUGAAAACUGUUACACUUCAUUUCCAAAAGUGAGAGAUGUGCUGCCUAAUGUCUGGCACACUGGAGAAUCAAUUGAGAGGUCAAUGUUGGUGGUAUUCACACACUACAUGCCCUUUUAAAACCCAAUGUCCUUCUCCCCUGCCCAGUGAUGCUGAAAGUCCCACACUGUAUCUGAUCUCUUGACCUUUUCAUUUGUUACCCUUGUCAGCCAGACAAACUUUUAGUGGAGAUAUUAAUAUACACAUAAAUUAAAGUUUUUUAGCUCAAAGGUAGCAAUACAGGUUAAAUAACAUUUUGUGAUCACAGCCUUUUACCCCUUCUUUUUCAGUCUCAGUAACAUUAUUGAUUUAAUUUACACUGUCAAUUUGUUUUAGUGCCGACUGAUUGUGAGUACAAUGACCAGCCAGAGAUGCCAAGCUAUCAAUGCCAUGUUACUUCCUCUGUUUGCCUUGACAUUCAUUGUACCUUUUACCAAAUCAGUUGACAUGGAGGUGGGAAUUCUCAGUCUCUACACUGGGGUUGUAGCUAUUUGUCACCUGCAUUAUGGAAUUGUUUUGGUGAGUAGAAAUUGUCACAGCUUGGUUAUUAAAACUGGAAGAAGUAAAGCCUUGAGAAUGUUUCACUGCCCUCUGAAAGAUGUACUUGCAAGUGGAAAAAUAUCCUUUCUAGAUGACUCAAAAUGAUUACCAGAAAUUAAACACCAAUAAGACUGUGAAAUUAAACAUCCACUUUCAAAAAAGUGGACUUUCCAUGUGUUCUCUUAUCUUUACCCUUACUAGUCAAUGUCAGCAACCUAUAAAUUGAAAAUAAAAUCUAAAUUCAUCAUGCUUUUCCUAUUUCUGCUCCAUUUCUGCUUUCUCUUAAUGUGUAACCACUUUCAAUUUUUAACUUAGUAGUGUUUUCUUUUUACUUUAGGUUCGUGAACUGUGUAAUCACCUCAACAUCAGCUGUUUCUCUCUCACAAAAUAGAUGAGAUAAAUUGGAAUUACGAACCUUACAAAUACAACCUUGUAAGAUUUCCUGCAUCUUCCCUGAGACAUCCUUGUGGAUUUCUAUUCUCAGCUCAAUUAGAGCUGAAUACUGCUUUGUUGUACUGUAGAAAAAAUCUUUUGACAAUGUGCAGGUGAGGUAGUCUCAGUAUAUAUAAUAUUCAUUAAGUAGGGAUCCUAAACACAGACAAGUCAACAUUAGAUGGUACAACCCCCUACAAAAGUAAUUGUCACAUGACAUUCAUGCAACCACUUUUAAGGGAGUACUAGUACUGUAGAAUUUACUGCAGUUUGCUACAAUACCUUACUUUCUCAAUUUGAUAUUAUACAAUCACAGAAAACAAACUGAAAGUGGGGGGGGGGGGCUAAAUGCAGAUCAAGGAGCCACUAGAAGCAGCAGAGUAGAUCAACAUACUGUUCUGUUGAAUUUUUUUCAAGAAGCAAAGUCUUGUUUCAUCUUUCUUGCACUUUUUCUUAUUGCUUUCUUGUAAACCUUCUUAGGAAACUUCCUUUAAAUCCUCAUACAGCUAUGUGUUACCUAGGGGAAUUGUGACAUCUCAAAGGCAGAAAAAAGCUUCAAAUUAUUGAAUCAUUUAUUUGUUUGCAAGAUACAUGAACAGUACAGAACAGGGUUCUAAACAUUGCACUAUUUCCAGCAGGAUAUAAUUCAGUUAUUUUAUUGAAAAUUCUUCCCAAAGCAUGGUGAAAGGUGAAAAUCUUCAGUUCUAAAGAGAUACAGGUUAUCUUUGUAGCUAUCCAUUUAUUAAAGGGAAAAUUAUUUCUUUUUAAAUUUUUCCUUGAUACCAAAUCAUUCAUUUAUUUAACAUAUAUCUGUAAAAAAUUCUGUAAAAAAAAUGUAUCUGGUAGACAUAAUUCUUGACUUAUGAAAUAUAACUGGGUGUAAGUAGUUUUUUGGGUAAAUAUAAGUUAUCUUUUCAUUCAACCCUUUAAAUCCCAAGAUCUGAUAAUUGAUUCUCCCCUCUUGCUACUACACAAUUUCGCGGUAAUAAGUUAUGAGAGUUUGGUGUUAAAUCAGCUUCAACUUUCAUGGUCCCGUAAAGACCUCGCAAUUAAACUGAUCAUCUGAAAUGGAUUUUCUUUACAUGAACUAGUUUAAUUUGCUGCUAGUCAAAUAAAUGAGAGUUUUAAUAUAUUAAAUACUCUUGGUGCUAGUGGUAAUUGUUACAUCCUAACUCUUUAAUAGAGUUCUGCCUAUGAUCAGGAUCUUUUCAUUUGAAAAAGUUACAGGAUAUUGUAAGAUGUACAAUUUGGUACUUUAUUGAUUUAAGGCAAAUGUUGCAGUUAAAAUUGUCAGUGG
Molecule: messenger RNA, 6047 nt
Organism: Pocillopora meandrina
Lineage: Eukaryota; Metazoa; Cnidaria; Anthozoa; Scleractinia; Pocilloporidae
Source: the annotation of a GenBank genome assembly